Messenger RNA from Prosopis cineraria, 1385 nucleotides. Its product is annotated as F-box protein At5g41490-like. NCBI's taxonomy places the organism in Eukaryota, Viridiplantae, Streptophyta, Magnoliopsida, Fabales, Fabaceae. The record is from RefSeq and is a predicted model, not a curated record. The coding region runs from base 265 to 708 and encodes 147 amino acids. The transcript is spliced from 2 exons.
GCUUCUUCGUCUGCCUCAAAUAUUGGAUCCCAUAGACAUGGCUCGUGCAAUGUAUGGGUUCGGAAUUGAUCUUAUUACCAAAGAUUACAAGAUUGUUCGAUUCUCAAGUUCGGUUUUGAAGGAAGAGAAAAACUUCCAGUUCAGGUAUAUAAUCUUAGUACUGAUUCAUGGAAAACAAUAGAUGUUGCUGUCCCAGCUGUUCAAAUCUCUUUUACAAAACGGAGGACUUAUUUGAAUGGAAUAUAUCACUGGCUAGCUUUUGAAAUGGAUGAGACCAUUUUGUGGUUUGAUUUUAGCAAAGAGAGUUUUGGGAAGAUUCGAUGUCCUCCGAUUGGUUCUUGUUAUGUUGAAGCAAGUCUUGCUGUAAUAGAUAAGAGUCUUGCUUUAACUACUAGUUAUAUAAGGCCUGGCCGCAAUUACAUGUUUGAGAUUUGGUUGAUGAAUGAGUAUGGUGCUGAGAGUAGUUGGGCUAAAAAGUUUAAAAUUGGGCCACAGAGUGAACUUGAUUGUUUCAUAGGGUUUUGGGGAGAUGAUGAAAUUGUUGGGGAAAAUGAAGGUCAAUUGGUUUUAUAUAAUCUUCAGACACAGCAGGUUCAAAGGCUUCAAAUCUAUGGAGAUCCAGGAUUGAAUUUUAUGUUUGGCUAUGCGGAAAGUUUGGUUCCUUUGGGGAUCAGACAAGGAAACAAAAAAAGUCUGAUCCAUCAGUGAGAAGAACUAGAGGAGGACCCAAAAGGACAGUACUUAUAAAGCUUAUAUUGCUCAGGCAGUCUUCCUUUACAGAGAGGACAUGUGUUUUGCUGUCUCAACCACUCAAUAAUGCACUCCUCAUGAAAGAAGUGAUCACAUGGUAACACCUUUCCUAUUGCGUCUGGUUGAAAUUCUUGUUUACAGACACAACAUUCAGAUUGCUUUUCCAUCAAAUCUUGAGUAAUCUUGACAUCCGGGAUCUUCUCAAUGGAAGAUUCAGAAGCAGCAUGUUUGGAGGCUCUUUUUGACUCUAACCGCAGGCUAAAGUCAUCUACAGGGCUAAAUUUAAUAUUUGUAGCCGUUAUUUCUGACUUCCGGCAAUGAGGACAGACGUUAGAAGGUGAAGGAGGAAGGUAGAAGAAGUAAUGACAGUGAUCACAGCUGUAUUGGUGAUCUUGAGAAGGAUUAUCAUUAUCAGAAUCAGAAGAAGCCGUGUCAAUGAAGAGAAAAUAAAAACAGAAAGGUUUUGAUAGUGUGAGAGAUAUAUAGAAGUGUGAAACCCAAAGAUUGAAAGGCGAUGAUAUUUAUAUUAUUUGAAUGAUUGUAAAAAAGUCAUUUAUCAUGCCCAAUUCGUGCCUGCUGCAUAAUUAGAAUCGCGUGAAGAGACGAGACAGCUCAAUUAAAAGAUAUAUGGAGCA